UCAAGUUAGGUUAAAGUGACAAGAUUCGAUUGAGCAGGAACAGCUGUAUGACAGAUGACAUCUAGCUAGCGUGUUAAGUAAAUAGCAGUUCAUAAUAGUUCAUAUUCUUUUCCAUUUUAACUCUUCUUACUAUUACCUCUGGACAUUCUAAGGCACAUGAGAAUAUGUAGAGACGAGUUAUCUGGUAUUUUAAAAGGAAAUGAGGAAAGGCAAGAAACACCAACAUAACACUGGAUCUCAAGCGACUGGAAAUGGAAACGUGAAGAGACAAGGGGAGCCGGAGUCCAGGAAGAAGCAGAAACUGGUUGAGAUCCACCAGGCCCUGAACAGUGACCCUGUGGACAUUGAGACCCUGCGGACAGCGGCCAUUAGCGAGGGAGGGCUGCUGACCAAUGAUAUCAGGAGGAAAGUGUGGCCGAAGCUGCUCAGCGUCAACGUGUACGACCUGCCGGCCAAACCCUCUAAAGAUGCCAGAGAAGGCCACAAGGAUUACAACCAGGUGCUGCUGGACGUCCGGAGGUCGAUGCGGCGCUUUCCUAAAGGGAUGCGCACAGACCAGAGGGAGGUCCUCCAGGAGCAGCUGACUGACAUCAUCCUGGACGUCCUGCGGAGGAACCCGCAGCUGCACUACUACCAGGGCUACCACGACAUCGUGGUGACCUUCCUGCUGGUGGUGGGCGAGCGGAUGGCCAUUGCCAUGGUGGAGACCCUGUCCAAUCACCACCUCCGGGACUUCAUGGACCCCACCAUGGACAGCACCAAACACAUCCUGAAUUACCUGAUGCCCAUUCUGGAGGAGGUAGACCCUGAGCUGCACUGCUUCAUGCUGAGGGCGGAGGUGGGAACCAUUUUCGCGCUGAGCUGGCUGAUUACGUGGUACGGUCACGUCCUCUCCGAGUUCCGGCACGUUCUCCGGCUCUACGACUUCUUCCUGGCCUCCCACCCUCUCAUGGCCAUCUACUUCGCCGCAGUGAUCGUCCUGCACAGGGAGGAGGAGGUGAAGACGUGCGAGUGCGACAUGGCCAGCGUGCACCACCUCCUGUCCCAGAUCCCCCAGAACCUUCCGUACGAGGACCUGAUCGUCCGGGCGCAGAAGCUCUUCCUCCGCUACCCGCCCGCCCUGCUGGCCAAGAGGGCCGCCCUGCAGUCGCGCAAGAGCAUCGCUAUCAGCUCGUUCAAAGACUUCCAGCUGGCCACCCUGCAGCAGCGGCCGGACGCCGUCCUGAGACGCCAGCUCCACCGCGGGCCCGCCGCCUCCCCGCCCGGCCUCCCGGGGGAAGCCCCGCCCACGGCCGCCAGCCAGCUGGUCAAGGUGGCCGUGUGGGGCAUCUCGGCCACGCUGGGGGCGGCGGCGCUGGCCGUGGCCCAGACCGCCACGGAGUGGGCCCCUGACUUCCUCUUCCAGAUGUUCUAAACCCCGCCCCCUCUCUCCGCAUGCCCCGCCCCCUGUCGAGAAAAGGCGGGGCAGGGUGUGGUGUGGGCGGGGCAGCGAAGAAGCAUGUGCCAAAUGGGAUGCGUUGAUGUUCGAACCCUAACCCCUAACCCCCAACCCUAACCCACCUCUUCUAUAAGAGCCAGGCGGGCGUGGGGUGUUGGGGGAGAGAGGGUGUUCUCUGUACUCCAGUGCAGUCAGUUUUCAGAAACAUGAUUUAUUUAUUCUCGAAUUUCUAUAGAUUUUACUUGUGCUAAUAUUGGGGGAAAAAGGUGGGCGAUUAGUUUUUGUAAUCAUAAGCAUUUUGAAUUGCUGUCCCGUCAGCAAUAUGUCUGGGCAAAUCGUGCAAAUAGCAGAGGUAGGAAUUAUUAGAGUUCUUUUUUUUUUUCUGUCGAAAGUCAUGACGGCAAAACGGCAGGAGUAUAAUCUAGGGAAAUAAACAAGAAGGCAAUAAGGUUGUCUAAAAAUGUUCUACCAUAUUAAUUUCCCGCAGUUUAGAGAAGGGCAUUUCACUUCCACAGAAAAGCACUUUAGACCACAAGCGUUCCUCUGUAGCAAAGUGAGACGAAAUAUCAGCCGUCGCCCCAGAGGCCCGUGGCGGUCGCCUGCAGUGCGUGGGGGCUGAGGAAGCAGGCUCGUGCUACGAUGGCAGGGAUCCCCUGCCUUCCGGAACAUUCCGCGCCUCGAGCUCGCGGGGGCGGCAGGACUACGGCGGGGCUUGGGCGUGGUCAUCCGCGGUCCCGUGUCUCAAGGAAACUCGAAUGAUUAUUUUAACGCGAAUACGACCCCCCCCCGAAUAUCUUUCCAAGCCAGAUAAUCAGCAGUCUGAUAACUCUGGAUUAUUUCUGUUUAACUGUGUCCUAUGUAAUAUGUUCUGUGUUUGUGCUAUGAUCACAUGACCAUAUAGAUACUGUAACAUUUCCUCAUGCCUUAAAAAAAACCACUGAGUGAGUCCAUCUCACCUGUCACAAUAACUGCUGAAAAGAGAGGGUGCUGAAAAACAUGGUGUUUUACCACUGAUUGAAACCAAUGCAGAGCUGUAUUCUGUAUUCUGGUUAAAAGCCACUGGCCUUGGGUCAGGCCCGUGUAGUAGGUUGGGACCAGGCGAUGGUACUGCUGGUGUCCACUCUUGGGGAUGAGUUAUAUACUAUACCUUUAUAGCUUUGAUACCAAGACAUGGGCUCACUCAUUCAAUACAUUUGUUCAUCUGGUUUCAUUCAUUGAUUUAUUCAUUGAUUUAUUUGUUGAUUCAUUCAUUUAUUGAUUGACUCAUUCAUUUAGACAUUCAUUAAUCUAAUAGCUAAUUAACUUAUUUCAUUUGUCUAAAGAUCUGGUGGGUGGUCUGUCUGUACUUGCUUUUAAGAUUAGCAAUUUAAAAUGCUUGAAAAGGACUGUUACCAGUGACAUUGCUUGCUGAUAUUGCUUGAAGAUCACUGUUUAAAUUUAAAUUAUCUGCUGCAUUAUUCAAAAGGAAGUUAGGGUGUAUUCUUCAUUAUUAAGGUCAUACAUAUAGAACCUAACUGGUGGAAAUGUUCCUUUUUGUUUUUCUUUUCAAAAGGGUGCCAUUUGUGAUUAUGUCUGUGACAUGUCAUUUACUAAGAAUGUAAAAAAUCUCAUUGGAAGCUGUUUGUAUGAAUUAUUUAAGAACGAGAACACUAUUUAUGCCUAGAAGAGGUAAAAGUUUAUUGGCUUUUGUGUGCAUCAUUGGCAGACGAGCUUGUUUGUGUGAGGAACUUGAAAGCGAGGGAUAUUGGCCGAUUGGGCCAAGUUUAACUUGGUUUUUGUUGGCAUCCGGAUGAAGUGAAACGAGGCUGGAAUGGUUUGCGAUGUUCUCUUGAUGACAGCGGAAGUCUUCAGACUUCUCUGUUGUCCGAUGUUUGCCUUACAAGCGUUUCCGCGGAUAAUUUUUCUGAGACUCGCGGAGUUAACUGAGAUAUAAUGAGGUUUUAAUCAUUAAGAGUUGGCAGCGUCUGCCGUUAGGAGGCAAACGCGGCGUUUUACCUGCCUCCAUUGGAGCGUCUCCUCUGCCAAAGCCAUUCUGGCUCCUUUUAUACCCUUCCAACUCGAAGAGCACUAGAACACUGCCCUGUGCAAUUUUGCCUGGUCUCCCCCCCGUGCCAAGACCGAGAACAGACCAGAGUCUUCCCAGCAAAGUAGGUUGUCACCAUGGUCAUGGUCAAUUCCAUUUCAAUUCGGUCCAUUCAAUUCGUUCGCGGCGAGAGAAAAUUGAGUUCUUGGCUGGCCUGCCUGGUUGAGUAAAGGUAAAAUAAAUAAAAAAUUGAAAUUCAAUUCAUGAAUUGGAGAAAAAAAAAAAGUCCACGAUGUUCUAUAGGGAUUUGUCAAUAAUGAAUUGAAUUUCAAUUUGUGCCCUGAAUUGAUUGAAUUGUAGUGGAAUGGACCCCAGCCAUGGCCAUCAGAUUCAGUCUCAAAGGGAGCAGAAAGAGCGACAGAUGAACAGUGUUUCUUGCCAGCUUGCCCAAAGGGAAUUAGAAAACUGUUUUACCGUGUUUUCCUAUAUGUGAUAUUGACUGUGAUUGAAUGGCGUUUUUGCAUUUUCGUAUUAACAUGAGGAAAAUUUUGAUACACAGAAAUAUUUUCCCUAGUAUUCAGUUUUGUAAUGCGUUGUGUUUAUCGAGGGCACAACUCUGUUCCCUUGAUGGCGAAGGCGGAAUGUGUUUUGGCAUCUGCCUCCUGACCCAGAGGGACAUCGCGGGGACUGGAGAGUCACGGCCUGGCUGAGACCGCGGUCCCAGGAGGGGGGCCGCUGCGUGGGGGGGGGGGGUCUGUUUUUCACAGCAGUGGAGUGGCACUGCUCUGACCCAGAGCAGCUGGGUUUAGGUGCCACUGCUUGUCGGAGGGCAUGA
Anguilla anguilla (European eel) is the source of this 4296-nucleotide messenger RNA. RefSeq lists its product as uncharacterized. The transcript has 8 exons. Gene Ontology annotation, biological process: positive regulation of GTPase activity; endoplasmic reticulum to Golgi vesicle-mediated transport. Lineage: Eukaryota; Metazoa; Chordata; Actinopteri; Anguilliformes; Anguillidae. Bases 200 to 1414 code for a protein of 404 amino acids. Gene Ontology annotation, molecular function: GTPase activator activity. The record is from RefSeq and is a predicted model, not a curated record. Gene Ontology annotation, cellular component: endoplasmic reticulum membrane.